Molecule: messenger RNA, 1046 nt
Organism: Xenopus laevis (African clawed frog)
Lineage: Eukaryota; Metazoa; Chordata; Amphibia; Anura; Pipidae
Gene: cxcl9.S
Product: C-X-C motif chemokine ligand 9 S homeolog
Exons: 4
Coding region: 46-336 (96 amino acids)
Source: RefSeq, a predicted model, not a curated record
AGAAUCUUUAAUCUUUCUGUUGAUCACUCCCAGAAACAAGCUGCAAUGGCUGUGGGCAAAGCACUUGCUGUCUUCUGCGGUCUGCUCCUCAUCCAGUCCUAUGUUUGUGGGAUGUCCCCUUUUGGGAAACAACGCUGCUUGUGCAAAGGACGUGGUGCCGAAAGGAUCAGUACCCCGAAUAUAAAAAAACUUGAGGUGUUUCCAGCAAGUUUUGGCUGUGAUGAAGUUGAAGUUGUUGCUACAAUGAAAUCAGGAAAUAUGAUCUGCCUCAACGCCCAAUCAAAAUUUGUCAACAAACUCAUGACUGCCCUACGAAAAAAAAGAUCCUCAAAGUGAUUGGAUGAGGUGGAUUUAUGACAACAGCAAAUUUCCCUGACAAAAUUGGAUAUGCACAGCUGCAGGAUUUCUUGCUCUCAACUAAGAACUGGUGUUGUUUUACCAAAACUGUUUUUAAAAUGCCUUUUAAAACCACAAAAUCAGAACACAUAUUUCAAAAGAUGGUUCAGCAAAAAAGGGCAAACAUUUAUUACAAAAGAUAAAUAUUUAUUUUUAUUUAUUGCAAAGGUUUGCCCUUUUUUACCAUAUUUACCAUUUACAAUAUUUACCAUUUUGUAAACUAGAAUGGAGAAAAUCUCAAUAUUGUUAAAUUAUUUAAAAUUACAGCAAGGAUACUUUUAUAUGCACUGAAUUCACAGAAUUUUUAUGUAAAAGAAAGACUCUAACUACAGUCAUUACUUCAAAACUAUUUCUUUAAAUCUACAACUUGUAUAUUUUUAGUAUUUGCAACAAGAAUCAGAAAUGUGUAAGAAACAUGUUCCUACAACAGUAGAAAUAGAUAUGCUAGGAAUUAUCCCUUUAUUUUGUAUAUAGUGCACUAAAGAAAUGUAGGACUUUCAAAAUAAAGACUGUAUCCAUGCUCUCUACCUUGUUAACUGUAUAUUCUCACAUUUUGUUUUGAAUACUAAAAAUUGUGAUUGUUAUUUCAAAAUGUAAUUUUGUAUAAAUGUUUGAUAACGUUAAAAUAAAAUUUUGCUUUCUAAACCUAA